GGCAACAAUAAUAGAGAAUGCUGCUUCCAUUUCCAAUUAUUGAACUAGAAAUUGACCUUGCAGUGGCCACUGGGCGCCACCCAUCCCAGUGUGCACUGUUGGUUUCAUGGUUUCUUGGCCUGAGAUCACCAUAAGAAAUGCUCGUCAUAUCUUGGAUUUACCGAGAAAAGGGUCGAGAUAGUCCCCGAGCUACCAAUAUCUGUGCUGGAGCUCCCAGUCAAUGCUCAUUGGCUUCACUAUCCCUAAGAAGCCGUAUGCUUAUGCUCUGCAAAAGCCUUUUCUUUUCAGUACUGACAGUUAGUGUAAAAAUCUCUGGUGAGACUCUGCUUGAAUCAUUAUCUCAUAUGAGGCUGCCGAAAACUGCAUCAUGCGCAAGUAUGCGGCGGUUCAUGGCGGGUUCUUGGGUGGUGUAUCGCGUAUUGUUCGCAUGCGUAAUUACGAUACGGAGGAGGCAACAGAAACAGCCAAUAAACUCGAGGAUAGUGAAAACCGGGCCUGGUCACUUGACACUCCUUGACCAAACACAUGGCAUGUCUGUCUGUCACCGGGACGUUCAGGUAAGCAGGCGUGUAAUCUUCUCCACCGCCACUGGCCUUGAGCAUCCAGAGAGGUCACGGUCUCAAUAAUGCUUCUCGGUGCUGCUUUGCGUACGGGUUCAUUGAGAACGGCGGUUCCAUGGGCUGGCUCCGCGGAUCAUCAAAACUGGGCAAGUGAAGGGGAAAAUACCUACUAAGUUGGUCAGUCUCUGGUCAAUUGCUUUGCAUGGGGAGUGACAGAGCUUUCAAACUGCACAUAUUUGAAGGUAUACGAGAGCUCUCCCGGUUUAUACCUCAGGGUUAGUGGCUCGGUACCCCCGUUAAAUCUUUCAGCUGUAACAGCUUCGCCCAGGAUUGGCCCGAAUUAGCGGGUAAAUCUGGGCAUCAUCAUGCAG
Messenger RNA from Aspergillus versicolor CBS 583.65, 931 nucleotides. RefSeq lists its product as uncharacterized. The record is from RefSeq and is a predicted model, not a curated record. The transcript is spliced from 3 exons. Lineage: Eukaryota; Fungi; Ascomycota; Eurotiomycetes; Eurotiales; Aspergillaceae. Bases 138 to 626 code for a protein of 162 amino acids.